Eruca vesicaria subsp. sativa (arugula) is the source of this 936-nucleotide messenger RNA. The record is from the annotation of a GenBank genome assembly. NCBI's taxonomy places the organism in Eukaryota, Viridiplantae, Streptophyta, Magnoliopsida, Brassicales, Brassicaceae.
AUGCAUAUAAUGAGUUCACCAAUGUGCGACCAUUGCAAUAUGGGAAAAGCCAUUGUUUUUUGUAAGACACAUUUGGCUAGGGUUUGUUCUCAAUGUGACCGGAAGUUUCACCACUAUGUGACUAUGGAUAGUCCCGAUCACUCGCGGCUUCUGCUGUGCGAGAAAUGCGUUUUGCAGGCCGCAGAUGCCCAGUGCCUUGAGAAAGGAUUGUGCCUAUGCCAAACUUUUCCACGAGAUCUCGAUCUUGAUUCUUUUUCCUCCUCUUCUUCAUAUUCUUUCAUUCAUGAUCACAAUUUGGGGUUUCCCUUUGUUCCACUACCUCCCAAAAAUGGGGACUCAUCAUCCUCUUCUUCUAUUAUUUUUCAAAAUUUUGACAAUUAUACAAAGAAUACUAGUGAUCAACGAGUGCAAAUGCUUCAGCCCGAUGAUAUGGACAAUUCUAAGGGUUAUUCAUAUUCAGGCAUGGAAAGUUACAAAACUAAAGAUAUAGAGAAUGUCUGCCACAACACUUUUGAUGAAGACAAGGCAGUAAUAGACCAAAAAGAGUAUUUCUCCGGGGAAGAAUUGAUCCUGACCGAUCAUCUUAUUGAUGAAAUAAUGAAGUACAAUGCUGAAACCAAUACAGAGAUUAUGUCAGGUUCAUCAUCGGUUAUAUAUAAAGAUUACAACAUUGAAGCGUUGGUUAAUGCAAGUUGUGAAGAUUACAACACGAAUCAAAUGAUUGGAUCAAAGACAAAGGAAGAGACCGAUAAUAAUGUUGGAAUAUUCCAUAACGCUCAUAUUCAUGAUGAGUGUCGACCAUCGCAGUUGAUUCUGACGGAUGUCGAUGAGAUGCUACCAUGGGACGAUCAAUUACUUGGAUCUCCUAUAUACACACCGCAGAAUCGAUUAGAGGCAAAGAAGAGAUAUCUCGAAAAGAAAAAGAAACGCAAGUAG